AUGAGUCGCCAACUCCUCACAUCAACUGCCCUCUUCGGGUUCCUGGGACUCACUACUGCCAUCGGUUGCCCCUACGCCAACCCUGGCGCGCUUGCAGCCCGUGCCGAUGGCGCUUCCGACGACUAUCUUGCCCAGUUCACUGUGGACGAUAGCGCUGGUUACAUGACCGACGAUGUUGGUGGUCAGAUCUCAGACCAGGACAGUCUCAAGGCCGGCGCACGUGGAGCAACCCUUCUCGAGGAUUUCAUCUUCCGCCAAAAGAUUACACACUUCGAUCAUGAACGUGUUCCCGAAAGAGCAGUGCACGCAAGAGGUACUGGUGCUCACGGCAAAUUCACGAGCUAUGGCGACUGGAGUAAUUUGACUGCCGCAUCCUUCCUUGCUCAGGCUGGCAAGGAGACACCUGUCUUCGUCCGAUUCUCCACAGUCGCAGGCUCUCGAGGAAGCGCUGAUACUGCGCGUGAUGUCCACGGAUUUGCGACCAGAUUCUACACCGAUGAGGGUAACUUUGACAUCGUUGGAAACAACAUUCCUGUUUUCUUCAUUCAAGAUGCGAUCCGUUUCCCCGAUCUCAUCCACUCUGUCAAGCCUUCGCCCGACAGCGAGAUUCCCCAAGCAGCAACUGCUCACGACUCAGCAUGGGACUUCUUCAGCUCGCAGCCGAGUACUCUGCACACCUUGUUCUGGGCCAUGGCAGGCUACGGUAUUCCCCGAAGUCUUCGCCACAUGGAUGGGUUCGGUAUCCACACCUUCCGUCUCGUCACCGACGAAGGCAACUCCAAGUUGAUCAAGUGGCACUGGAAGAGCAAGCAAGGCAAGGCCUCUUUGGUAUGGGAGGAGGCCCAGAUCGUCGCCGGAAAGAACGCAGACUUCCACCGACAGGAUCUUUGGGAGGCUAUUGCAUCUGGCAACGGCCCUGAGUGGGAGCUCGCAGUCCAGGUUGUGGAUGAGGAACAGGCCCUCGCCUUUGGUUUCGACCUCCUCGACCCUACCAAGAUCAUUCCCGAGGAAUAUGCACCUCUCCAGACUCUUGGUGUCAUGAAGUUGGACACGAACCCUACCAACUACUUCGCCGAGACUGAGCAGGUCAUGUUCCAGCCCGGACACAUUGUUCGUGGUAUUGACUUCACUGAGGACCCUCUGCUACAGGGACGUAUUUUCUCGUACCUUGACACCCAGCUUAACCGCCACGGUGGUCCCAACUUUGAGCAGCUCCCUAUCAACCGUCCUCGUGCUGCUAUCCACAACAACAACCGAGAUGGUGCUGGCCAGAACUUGAUCCACAAGAACAAGAACGCCUACUCUCCCAACACCCUAAACGGCGGUUACCCGCAGCAGGCCGACCAGAAGAACGGUCGCGGCUUCUUCACCGCCCCAAGCCGUACCAUCUCUGGCAAUCUUGUUCGCGCUCUGUCAUCCACCUUCGACGACCACUGGAGCCAGCCUCGCCUGUUCUACAACUCCCUGACCCCCGUCGAGCAGCAGUUCUUGAUCAACGCAAUCCGCUUCGAGACGAGCAAGUUGACGUCUGCCACCGUGCAGCAGAACGUGCUCACCCAGCUCAACAAGGUCAGCAAUGACAUUGCUACCCGCGUCGCUGCAGCCCUGGGCAUGGAGGCCCCCGCUCCCGAUGAGACGUACUACCACAACAACGUCACCGCCGGCAUCUCGAUUACCAACAACACCCUCCCCACCGUCGCUACUCUCCAAGUCGGUAUCCUGACUACUACCAAGUCCCUGGACCAGGCUACCGCCCUGAAGGAGCGUCUUGAGGCUGAUGGCCUCGUCGUUACUAUCGUUGCCGAGACCCUGUCUGCCGGUGUUGGCAGAACCUACUCGGCCGCCGACGCCACCGACUUUGACGCCGUUGUCAUUGAUUCCGCCGCAGACCAGGCUGGCGUCUUCAACACCCCUUCUUCUUCGUCGUUCUACCCUCCGGGCCGCCCGACCCAGAUUGCCCAGAACGCCUUCCUCUUUGGCAAGCCCGUCGGCUACUUCGGCAGCACUGCCAACGGCACGCAGAGUGCCUCCAUUACCGGUGCCGGCUUCGUUGAGGGCGAGGACGGUGUGUACUAUGGCUCUGAUGUCGAAGGAUUCGCCACCGGUCUGAAGGAGGGUCUGACUACAUUCAAGUUCCUGAGCCGUUUUGCGGUCGACGCAUAA
Messenger RNA from Neoarthrinium moseri, 2163 nucleotides. RefSeq lists its product as uncharacterized. Gene Ontology annotation, biological process: hydrogen peroxide catabolic process; response to oxidative stress. Gene Ontology annotation, cellular component: cytosol. NCBI's taxonomy places the organism in Eukaryota, Fungi, Ascomycota, Sordariomycetes, Amphisphaeriales, Apiosporaceae. The transcript is spliced from 7 exons. The record is from RefSeq and is a predicted model, not a curated record. The coding region runs from base 1 to 2163 and encodes 720 amino acids. Gene Ontology annotation, molecular function: heme binding; catalase activity.